Molecule: messenger RNA, 1524 nt
Organism: Metarhizium album ARSEF 1941
Lineage: Eukaryota; Fungi; Ascomycota; Sordariomycetes; Hypocreales; Clavicipitaceae
Product: GTPase family protein
Exons: 2
Coding region: 1-1524 (507 amino acids)
Biological process (GO): tRNA methylation; tRNA wobble uridine modification
Cellular component (GO): cytoplasm; mitochondrion
Molecular function (GO): protein binding; GTPase activity; GTP binding
Source: RefSeq, a predicted model, not a curated record
AUGUACAGCCGACCCAGUCAUCAAGAAGCUCCUCUCUACUUGCAUCAUAACAAGGUCGACGGCCAGGACGCCGUGACCAAGGAGAAGACAGAGCUCAACUGCAGUGUUCUAGAUGCCUGCCCCGAUAUCACUGAGCCCGACAUACUGGAUCUGGAAGCUCUCCUCCUCUACUUCCCCUCGCCCAAAACAGUCACUGGCGAAGAUGUCCUUGAACUCCACGUCCAUGGCGGCCCGGCAACAGUGCGAGCCGUCCUGUCUGCCAUACCGAAAUGCCGAACCAGCACGCGCAUCCGCUACGCUGAGCCAGGCGAGUUCACCAAACGUGCCUUUCUAAACGACCGCCUUGAUCUAGCGCAAAUCGAAUCCUUGGGCGACACUUUGGACGCUGAGACGGAGCAGCAGCGUCGCGCAGCAGUGCGAGGCAACUCUGGCGCGCUGGGGCGAACCUAUGAAGACUGGCGGCACCAAUUACUUCAGGCCCGCGGGGAAAUCGAGGCUCUCAUCGACUUCUCAGAGGACCAGCAUUUCGACGAACCGCAGUCCGAGCUGCUGGGCAACGUAGCGAGACAGGCAGCCAAGAUUGUGCACUCCAUCGACCUCCAUGAGCUAGGCAGCCAGCGAAGUGAGCUGCUGCGCAGUGGAGUUCGAAUCGCAUUGGUAGGGCCCCCGAAUACUGGAAAGAGCUCCUUGAUGAACAUCAUUGUUGGUCGCGAAGCGUCCAUUGUGUCAGGUGAGGCUGGCACUACGCGAGAUAUCAUAGAAGCCAGUCUCGACAUGCGGGGGUUCCUGUGCUCUUUCGCUGACACCGCUGGGUUCCGGUCCAAGGGUGAGACUAGCAAUGAGGCUAUUGGCGCCGUGGAGGAGGAGGGCGUUCGACGAGCGAGGAAAAAGGCACAAGAUUCAGACGUCGUCGUUGUCCUGGCAUCUGUGGAAUCAGGGCCGUCUGGACCGUUCAUCCAUUUCGACAAGGAGACGUUGGCCCUCGCGGCUGGAGCACAAUCAUCUCUCGUCAUUGUCAACAAGAAAGACGCAGUCGACGGAGAUACGCUCUCCGGCCUGCUCAAACAGUUCCGUCGACUAAUUCACGACAAGUAUGCUUCUCUGCCACGGGAACCAAUCUGCAUAUCCUGCAAAGAAGACAACUCCAGGAUCAAGGAUAGCGGCAUCCAAAACGUCGUCGACGCACUGGUGUCCUUGUUUUCCCAAUUGACAGACAUGCCGCCCGACAUGCGGGAUCUGCUAGGUGUUACUGAACGACAGCGCCAGUUACUCACCAAAUGUAGGGGCCAUUUAGAAGAUUUCAUGGAUGAAGCGUCACCGCAUGAGGAUGGGCACGAUUCAGACAUUGUCCUCGCAGCCGAGUAUCUGCGCUACGCUGCCGACUGUCUAGCUAGAAUCACCGGCAAAGGCGAGGCAGGAGACGUAGAGGACGUAUUGGGCGUGGUUUUCGAAAAGCAUGUGCCCCUAUCUUUCACGUGGACGUUGCCGAUGGCUAACAAAUCCAGGUUCUGCGUGGGUAAAUAA